Molecule: messenger RNA, 1191 nt
Organism: Schistocerca piceifrons (Central American locust)
Lineage: Eukaryota; Metazoa; Arthropoda; Insecta; Orthoptera; Acrididae
Product: FMRFamide receptor
Exons: 2
Coding region: 1-1191 (396 amino acids)
Biological process (GO): G protein-coupled receptor signaling pathway
Cellular component (GO): membrane
Molecular function (GO): G protein-coupled receptor activity
Source: RefSeq, a predicted model, not a curated record
AUGAACGACAGCUCGUGCUCGCAGUCCAAUGCCAGCAGCACGGACGGACAGCUGCUCUUCGAGUUCGUGGCGUACGGCGUGCUGCUGAACCUGAUCGGUAUCUUCGGGAUCGUAGGCAACAUCAUUUCGAUGAUCAUACUAUCGCGGCCACAGAUGCGCUCGUCCAUCAACUACUUGCUGAUCGGGCUGGCGCGCUGCGACACCGUGCUGAUCGUGACGUCGGUGCUGCUGUUCGGGCUGCCGGCCAUCUACGGGUACACGGGGAUGCUGAUGGCGUACUUCUACUACGUGUACCCGCUCGUGGCGCCCAUCGUGUUCCCCGUGGCGCUGAUCGCGCAGACGGUGUCGGUCUACCUGACGCUGACGGUGACGCUGGAGCGCUUCGUGGCGGUGUGCCACCCGCUGCAGGCGCGCUCGCUCUGCACGUACGGCCGCGCGCGCCUCUACGUUCUGCUCAUCCUGGCACUCGCCACCGUCUACAACCUGCCGCGCUUCUGGGAGGUCACGCACGUCGAGGACUUCAGCCCCAUCACCAACUCCACCAUCUACACUGUGGCGCCCACCUCCCUGCGCGACAACCGCAUCUACAUCUCAGUCUACAUACACUGGCUCUACUUCAUCUUUCUCUACAUCCUGCCGUUCGCCUGCUUGGCCGUGCUGAACACCGCAAUAUACCGUCAGGUGAGGAAGGCCAACCAAGAACGGCAACGCCUGUCCCGGCUGCAGAAGAAGGAGAUUGGGCUCGCGACGAUGCUCCUGUGCGUCGUCAUCGUCUUCUUCCUCUGCAACAUCCUCGCUCUGGUAAACAACAUUCUGGAGGCAUUCUACUGUAUAAACAUCGACCAGCUGGUCAAAACGAGCAACCUGCUCAUCACCAUCAACUCGUCGGUGAACUUCGUGAUCUACGUAAUAUUCGGGGAGAAGUUCAAGCGUCUGUUCCUGAAGAUGUUCUGCUCGCACGGCCGGUGGCUGGGCCACGGUGGCCGCGACUCGCCGGACGGCACGCACGACGACAGCCUCGUGUCGAAUGGCGACGGCCGCCACUACUCGAUCCGGCUGCAGCGCAGCGUCACCAGACAUGCUAGCCGGCGCCAGGGGCCACGCGCCCCCUCGCCUGGGCCCUGCGUCUAUUAUCCCAAGCGCACCCACGAGUGGGACGCCACCACCUCCACCACCGUCAACAAGCUGUGA